Eleginops maclovinus (Patagonian blennie) is the source of this 2955-nucleotide messenger RNA. RefSeq lists its product as uncharacterized. NCBI's taxonomy places the organism in Eukaryota, Metazoa, Chordata, Actinopteri, Perciformes, Eleginopidae. The record is from RefSeq and is a predicted model, not a curated record. The transcript is spliced from 6 exons. The coding region runs from base 244 to 2358 and encodes 704 amino acids.
GAGAACCGUUUCCCUCGCGGUGCUCAGAGGAUCCUCAAUAAACUCGAUCACGCAGCUAAAGGGGUUCCUCUUUGAGACACCAGAUAAACAUGUAUGAAUGGACUCUGCUAUCUUUAUUAAAAGACAAUUCACUCCUGCUAUCCUUCUAAUGAAGUGAGCCGGAAGUAGACGGAAUAACACACAGAGCCUCAGAGAGAAACAGUGUGUUUGGCGGAGUGUGCAGGAAAAGGUGAUUUAGAAAACAUGAGUAAAGUCCUGCUCUCGCUGGAGAAGCAGAGACUCACUUCUGCUGCUGAAGAGAUCUUUGUUCUGUUUGAAAAAACGAUAGCAGAGUACGAGGAGGAACUGUGUCGUUCAAAAGAGGAGAACGAGAGACUCCAGAAACUACUCAAUACUUCCGAAGAUGCCCGGCAGCGUCUGGUAGUCGAAGAAGAGGUUCCCCCUGAUCCGAAGGACCAUGAGGACCCAGAUCUCCCCCCACAGAUUAAACCUGAACAGGAACAACUCUGGACCAGUCAGGAGGGGGAGGAACUUCAGGAGCUGGAGGAGGCUGAUAUCACAAAGCCCACAUUCACUCCUGUCCCUGUGAAGAGUGAAGAGAAACCUCAGUCCUUACAGCUUCAUCAAACAGGAGCUUAUGGAGAGGACUGUGGAGGACCAGAAACAGCCAGGGACUCAGAUCCAGAGAGCAGUUUACGACCAGAGACUGAGGACAACACUGGAGACGCUCCUGAACCUGACACUGAAGACAUGGGGAUGAUUAACAUGGAUCAAACAUUUAUACGCACCGCCAUCAAUGUGGUUUUGCCUAACCUUCAGGAGACAACUCUCAAAGACAUUCUAGAGGAGACCUUACGGUCAAUUGGGGUGGAGACAUACAACGAUUUUCAGUUUAUUGAGGAAGCUGAUUUGCUUUCAGCUUUGAAGCCAAUUCAAGCACGAAAAGCUGUUGCAGCUUGGAAGCAAGUUUUCCAGAGUCCUGAAACCAGCAGCCCAUCUGUUAGUUUUCUCCCAGGACCUGCUGCGUCCUUUUUGUCUCUUUCGCCAAGGAGCUCAAACUGGACCGAUUCUGCCAGCUGCCGAAGCCCUGAUGUAGACUGCGUGGAUACCUUUGCGAUUCCGUCGGAUAAGUUCCCAGAGCAACUGAUUCAGACAUUGAUGAGAGGAAGACGACCAAGUCCAAAAAUGAGAAGGGAGAUGGUCCGGAUUGUUGUAUGUGAGAUGAUGCAACAGCGCUUUUGCAUAAAUAAAAAGAACACAACUGAAGUUGCCAAAAAGAUGGUGGAAAGAUAUCCAAGGUCUCUGCAAGACAUGGUAGCGGGAGAAGUGAUCGGGCAGGGGUACCACUCGCUAGUCAAGCAGUUGCAAAAUAGGGCGGAGAAUGUGAAGCGAUGUACAAUCCCAAAGAUUAGGAAGCGAAAGCAUCUCAUUGAUGAGUCUGACACUGAUGAAGUCCCUCUAGGGCAGAGAGCAGCAAUCCAGGACACCUAUGGGUGCAUCAACUGGGAUGUAAAACUCCUGCCACUUGGAGAGACCCAAAAGACCCAGCAGAAAAAGAGAGAACAACUGAAGAUCAUGUCUCAGCAAAGUGAUGCUAAUCCAGAGGAGGUUAAACUCCUAAUGAAGUCGACCUUCUACACACAACGUCAACAAGUAAACCAGGGGAAGAGUAUAAAACAACUCCUGGAAGAGUGGCCAAUUUGUUUUAAGGAACUUGGGAUGGAAACCCACUUCAAGGAACUCACCGGAUCGGGGCUCAAAGAAACCUUCACACAGAACAUGGAUCUGAAGGGGAAACAGCUCAUAAACUACAUGAACACUGUUUGUGUGAACAAGAGCAAGAGGUUUCUCCAGGCUGUGAACAAGCUGAACAGGAUGAGGGGAGAAGAGAGUGGCUGCUCCGAAGACAUCAAAGAGAUGCUGCUUCUCCUGCUCUCCUACUUUGUUGAGAAGGAAAAUGUGAUGUUCUGUUACGUCCCGGACACCUGUCUGGCAGAGGAAGUACAGAGGCUUCAAGUCAACCUGACUCCCACCAUUGUUGUGUGUGGACGAGACUGCUUUUCCGCCAGACGCUUCAUGUUGAGUGUGGAUGGCAGCAUUGUUAAUGACCACAUCCCCUCCUUCAUCUCUGCCUUGUGCCUGAUGUUCGGCAGCUACUACUGCUUCAACAUCCAUUACCCAUCGGAGCUGGCAUCCACCCUGGAGUUCUUACAGAGGUGUUUUUUCUCCAUUAACCCAGUGAAGGGCACUAAAGUGUUGAGGAACACCUCGUCCCAUCUCAACGUGACGCCCAGAGUCCUUACAUUAAUUCAAGAACUUUCGGAUCAUCAGUGGCGUGAGUCUGCCGAUAAACUAUAGGAUGUCUGACUAUGGACCACAUAAGUAAGAUCUAUGGCGUGGGAUGUUGUGCCACACUCACACUCCGGUUUGUUCCAGUAAAAGAUAAGUGAGUAAAGUCAACACUUGAGAUAAAAUUGUUAAAUCUGUAUAUAAAAGCUCAUACGUUUCAUUGCUCUUCCAUUUCCUUUUUGCAUCCUUGUGUGAGGAGAAAGUGGUACGGUAAAACAAAGAAAUGUAGAAAUCUGUAUCAGUUGGAAAGACUUGCAUAAUUAUUGUUAUAAAGGGUAACCACUUUAUGUUCCUGACAGCUGUUUAAGUGUAACUAUUGUAAAUAUGCAGUAGUCAUAGUUGGAUAUUUUUAAAAUUAUAAUCACACAAAUUCUGUAACUAGUAAUAAUUCAUACCUGAUGGGCGUCAUACUUUCAGUCUCUGUUUCCAGAUGUUUGUGGGGACUUCCCCCCCUUUAUGUUGCGUCCCUGGCUUUUUCUUCUCCCUGUUUUUUUGUUUUUUGAUGUGUUCGUGGGAAAAAGGCCAAACUGAGAAGGCAUAUUUAAGCUGAAUUGUUUCAACUGUCGUCAGUGUUACUGGAAUAAACGGAGAUCGUCUCCAACGGCA